This is a messenger RNA of Prunus armeniaca (apricot), 1302 nucleotides long. NCBI's taxonomy places the organism in Eukaryota, Viridiplantae, Streptophyta, Magnoliopsida, Rosales, Rosaceae. The record is from the annotation of a GenBank genome assembly.
AUGGUGGCUCUUGGCCAAAUGGGGAGGCCUCAGACUGCUAAGAGAGCAAUUGAACAGGUGGAGCAGUGGCUCUCAAAAGACUGGUGGCCAGAAUACUAUGACAGCAAGGCAGGGAGAUAUAUCGGGAAGCAAGCGUGGAAGUACCAGACCUGGAGCAUCUCAGGAUAUCUGGUAGCUAAACUGAUGAUCGAGAACCCAGCCAAUCUUUCACUAAUCUCUCUUGAAGUGGCAGCAGCAUACAUGAUGCAUUACAGACCUUCACACUCAAGUUCAGAUUUGAAUAAGUGGCAAAGUCUGUACUUUUACUCUUUGGCUGCUGAUUAUGGCUUUGAGCCCAAUGCUCUCGACCCUGUGGACAAUUUUAUUCAUGCAGACAUGCAUCCUGGAAAUAUCCCUGUCCGGGUGGCUCAGAGCAAGUCUUCUCGGAAGCGACUCUUCAAAUCAAAGCCUCAUGUCAUUUUCCUGGACUUAGGCACGACUGCUGAACUCUCUAAAAGUGAUAAGAAAAAUUUCAAGGCUGUUGCUCUUCGUGAUGGGUGUACUGCUGCUGAGGGCACACUCAGCCUAUCUAAGCAACACAAGUACCCAGAUCCAAAGCCUUUCAUUGAGGACUACAACAAAAUGGUGCACUUACAUCUAUUCGUGGACUUUGAAAUAGAAACAAGAAUGUUGACUGACUUUGAAGGUGUUGCGAGAAAAAACGAAGUAGGGUUCCGCAUUUGGACUAGCAAAGAGGGUAUUGGGAUGCUAAGGGGUUCUUAUAACUUAGAUGGGUAUGCUUCAAGAAGGGCAUGUCAAAUGGUAAAGCUGCAAUUAAUGGUGUUUUUUGUGUUGCAGUUCCACCAGUACCAGGUUGUUGGGAGAAAGCUCCCUAUGGCAUCUAAUGAGCACCCCAAGAUUUACCAAAUGAAGCUCUGGGCCACAAAUGAGGUUCACGCCAAGUCCAAGUAUUUUAUGAGGAAGCUGAAGAAGGUCAAGAAGAGCAAUGGCCAAGUGCUUGCCAUUAAUGAGUCAAUGUAUUUUUGGGGUGGGGAAGUGGUUCCUUCUCAACUCUCCUCCUGGCAAAAUCCAAUUUUGAUGGGACGUUUGGUUAAAUCCCAAGCAGGGAAUGCAUUCUUUGCCAUAGUUCCCGGACAGGUCCUCUUGGCUUCCCUUGAUGCUAUCAGAGUGGCGAGCGUUGGUCUUCUUCUUAAGAUUGAACUCCAGCUUUUUCUAUGUUUCGGUCUCUCUCUCUCACUGAUCUCUGCUAGGGACUGGAAUGGAUACGCAAGAUACAUCUCCUUCAGUGUUGCUAUUCUUUGA